AUGGCAGAUGUUAAAAAGAGAAAGAGGGCCUCGGGGUCAAGCAAUGAGCCCCCCAAAGCCAAGAGGCAAGCAACGGAGAAGGACCAAAACCCAUUCGCCUGGAUCGAGGCCAAUGUGCAGGAAACUGUGAACCCACCAUUCAUCCUUGAGCCUGCCGGCUGUCAGAUACCAGACGACAUCAAGUUCAAGGUCUACGCAAGAGAGCGUAAACCCGGAGAGAUAAGCAAGGGUGCGACACCGAUCGAGCGACGCGAAUACAUGCUCUUCUCCAACGACCACCCCGUAUACGAGUUUACGGCCAGAGAAGACCCCGCGACCAAAUGGACGAGACUAUAUGUUGGCUACGAAAAUACGAAAACAGGACGGAAGGAUGUGGUGCAGACGAGGAAGCUCAUCGUCCGGGCGAUACCCAAGGGACAGAGAGCUGUCGAAGCGGCAAUGGCCAAGCGCGGUCCCCAAGAAAAAUCUACGGACAUCUUGAACGACCUCGGCCGACUAUUCGGAUCUAAACGGGCUAAGAAAGCGAUCGAGGAGAAGGCGAGAAACGAGAUCUCCGUACCCACUCUCAACACUGAUGGAACGCCGAAGGUCCUUAGUGCGGCCACGAAUGCCACGCUGGAUGCAAUUAAGGAAGCGUCCGCCGACAUGGCUUCCCGUGAAGAGCUGCAAGCGACUCUUGACGCCACUAAACCGAUCCCUAAGCCCAACAUGGAUGCUGAAGAUAUCCAAGACGUGUACGAUCCACUCGAAAUCAUCGGCGCCGAAAUCCUUAAUAGCAUUCGCGUCAAGGAUUGGCAGGAUGCAUCCGAGAAUGGGGAAGGUGUGCAGGUCACGUCCAAGUUUGUGGCCAGUCGGCUCAACACCGUCGCCCGUGGACCAAACAGUACUGAAAGGUUGCGGCUCCUUCGAUACAUCUACUAUCUCAUCGUGUACUAUACAAACGCGACGAGGAAGCGGGGUGGGCGGACAGCCAUGCUCAAGAAGAACUUCAAGGCUCUCACCGACGCGUCGGAUAUUAUCGCCGACCACUUUCUCAGGAAAUUCACCAACGGAAGGGGUGAGAUUAACAGCUAUUUCGACUCCCUCAUACUAACGCACAUUCUCGCAUUCGCAAGCGUCAUCGAUAACUUUUCGUUUGACGUGCAGUUCCUUCGGGAGGAUCUCAAGAUUGACCAGGAGAAACUGACCACACACUUCCACGAGAUUGGCGGCCGCGUAAAGGAGUUGAAGGACAAGUCGACGGGUAGGGUCAUGCACAUCGCUACGUUGUCUCUACCGUUGCACUUCCCGCGUCAGCGCAAGAUCCGGCAGCGUCGUCGAUAG
Messenger RNA from Scedosporium apiospermum, 1323 nucleotides. RefSeq lists its product as uncharacterized. Gene Ontology annotation, molecular function: DNA binding. Gene Ontology annotation, cellular component: RNA polymerase I complex. The record is from RefSeq and is a predicted model, not a curated record. Gene Ontology annotation, biological process: nucleolar large rRNA transcription by RNA polymerase I; transcription elongation by RNA polymerase I; RNA polymerase I preinitiation complex assembly. Lineage: Eukaryota; Fungi; Ascomycota; Sordariomycetes; Microascales; Microascaceae. The transcript has 3 exons. Bases 1 to 1323 code for a protein of 440 amino acids.